Messenger RNA from Vitis riparia (riverbank grape), 829 nucleotides. RefSeq names its product thioredoxin-like 3-2, chloroplastic. The record is from RefSeq and is a predicted model, not a curated record. Bases 196 to 774 code for a protein of 192 amino acids. The transcript has 5 exons. Lineage: Eukaryota; Viridiplantae; Streptophyta; Magnoliopsida; Vitales; Vitaceae. Gene Ontology annotation, cellular component: chloroplast stroma.
GGGGCAUAACUCCACCCAUUUCGUCACCCAAAGUCCAAACAGAACUGGACCCACCGCAGCUAACCUGCGCAGGAGGCACAGGUCCACCCUCCUCGUCCUCCAAUCCUCCGUCAAAGACUGAAAGGUUCUUGUAGGGUUACAAUUGAACAGACCCCACAAACUCCUCUGCAACUUCAGCUUUUUCUUCUCUUCAUCAUGUCUGACACUUUUCGAUUUUACCCUUCUCUCACUCCCCUCCCACCCACAACCCCACGUGGUUCCUCGAGAAUUCCUCAGCAGUUCUCCAUUCCAGGCCUCUCUAUAUCUGAUUUUCCAAGAAAAUCUUUGAAUUUUCCCCAGAAAAUUGGUGUAAGUGGAGGGAAGGUCUGGGCAUUAGCUGCUUGGAACCAAGAAGGGCCUUUGCAGGACCUGGAUGAUUCGCCGGUGUCGGUUGAACUUAAGCCCAUUUCUAGUGAUACCCAGUUCGAUCGCAUUCUUGGCGAGGCCCAGCAGCUUGAAGAAUCCGUGGCCAUUGUUUGGAUGGCAACCUGGUGCAGAAAAUGUAUAUAUUUGAAACCCAAAUUGGAGAAAUUGGCAGCUGAAUACUAUCCAAGAUUGCGAUUUUACUGUGUUGAUGUCAAUACAGUUCCACACAAGCUUGUUGCUCGUGCAGCAGUCACUGAAUGGUCACUGACCUUUUUUAGUUACAUUUCCAUGUAUGUGAAUGUGGGGAACCCGAGCAGAAGAUGCCGACUAUACAGCUGUGGAAGGACAGCAAGAAGCAAGCCGAGGUAAUUGGAGGACACAAGGCAUAUUUUGUUGUUAACGAGGUUCGUGAAAUGAUUGAAAA